Cucumis melo (muskmelon) is the source of this 1145-nucleotide messenger RNA. Its product is annotated as protein DEHYDRATION-INDUCED 19 homolog 4-like. The record is from RefSeq and is a predicted model, not a curated record. The transcript is spliced from 5 exons. The coding region runs from base 263 to 919 and encodes 218 amino acids. Lineage: Eukaryota; Viridiplantae; Streptophyta; Magnoliopsida; Cucurbitales; Cucurbitaceae.
GAGUUCUUCUUCUUUUCUUUGGUCAUCUAAGAGUCAGAAAUCGUGUUCGCUAAGGAUCACGAGCCCAAUCUCUCAUUGACCUUAUAAAAUUUCUCAAUCCCCACUUAAUUUUUCUUAAUUUCUCCAAAAAAACCCACCAAUACUGUGCCGUUUAAGAGCUCUGGUGAAGUUGUGUUGAAGAAUUCAUCCAAGUUUCGAACGAAUUCAACCCCCCCUGAAUCGAAUUCGUGUUGGGGUUUUUUGUUUGUUGUUUAAUCUGAUUAUGGAUAGUGAAGCUUAUACUUAUGGUCUCUCUGAUGCUGCUGCUGCAAGAAGCUCUAAAUCCCAGUCGCAUUUUUAUUUUGACUACGAGGAGGUGGAUGGGGAUGAUGAUUUGAAUUCGGAAUAUCCUUGUCCGUUUUGUCCGGAGGAAUUUGAUUUGGUUGAGCUUUGCUGCCAUAUUGAUGACGAGCAUCCCGUAGAAGCCAACUUUGGGAUAUGCCCUAUUUGUUCUACAAGCGUGGGAGAGAAUAUGGUUGGACAUAUAACGAUGCAGCAUGGAGAUGUAUUUAAUAGUCAACAAAGAUUGAAAUUCCACAAAGACGAUUUUCCUCAAAGUCUUUCUUUUGAGAGAAAAGAGUUACAAGAUGACCAUGUAAGGAUUCUUUCGGGGUUUUCUUCUCUGCACUCAACCUCCAAGAUGGCACCCGAUCCAUUGUUGUCGUUUUUAUGCAAUGCACCUGUCAUCAACGAGUCUAAAACUGUUCAGCCCGAGCCUUCAAGUAAAGAAAAAAUGGAGGAAAAAGUUGUAGAUGAUACAUUGUCUGAAAGGGAUGUUCAGUUAUCUUCCAUACCUGACACGAACCAAGAAGAGAAAACUCGGAGAUGUGACUUCAUACGGGAUUUAGUUUUCUCUGUCAUGUUAGGGGAUGAUUUAUAAUAGAGGGCACAGAGGCAGAAGAGGAAAGUUAUUUCAAAAUUUUAGGAAAUGCUAUUAUGAUUAGUGUUUUUAUUUCAAUGUUUAUAUUACUCUUGUAAGGACAUGUAGGAAUUGAAGGUGUAUCAACGUGGGUUAGUAAAUAUUGGCUAGAAGGUGUAAGCAUUGUCCAAGUUAUUUUCCUGGUUAUGGAAAUUCUUCAAUCAAAGAUUAGUAAAUUGGUAGUCAA